This is a messenger RNA of Balaenoptera musculus (blue whale), 3614 nucleotides long. RefSeq names its product potassium channel tetramerization domain containing 15 (gene KCTD15). The transcript is spliced from 8 exons. The record is from RefSeq and is a predicted model, not a curated record. NCBI's taxonomy places the organism in Eukaryota, Metazoa, Chordata, Mammalia, Artiodactyla, Balaenopteridae. Gene Ontology annotation, biological process: protein homooligomerization. The coding region runs from base 274 to 1230 and encodes 318 amino acids. Gene Ontology annotation, molecular function: protein binding.
GUUGGGGGCGAGAGAGAAAGUAACUCCAGGACGAGACCGGAGCGACCCGCGCAGCGAGCAGAGGCGGCAAGGCUGCGCCCGGCGCCCGAGACCAGCGGCUGCGCGGGGCGGGGGCUGCGCCCGAGUCCGAUCCGCCGCUCCGGCUCCGAGUGGUCUCGGGGAAAGGGUCGUUGUCCAGCACAGAUGCGUUUGUCGGAGGGAGCAGUGGAGGUUCGCGGCAAGGCGUACAGCCUGGGGCUUCCAGUGAUACUCUGGGCAGCGAUGGAAGCCUAGAUGCCUCACCGCAAGGAGCGGCCGAGCGGGUCCUCGCUUCACGCCCACGGCAGCACUGGCACCGCGGAGGGAGGAAGCAUGUCUCGGUUGUCUCUCACCCGGUCGCCUGUGUCUCCCCUGGCCGCCCAGGGGAUCCCACUGCCAGCCCAGCUCACUAAGUCCAACGCGCCUGUGCACAUCGACGUGGGCGGCCACAUGUACACCAGCAGCCUGGCCACGCUCACCAAGUACCCUGACUCCAGAAUAAGCCGCCUCUUCAAUGGCACCGAGCCCAUCGUCCUGGACAGUUUGAAGCAACAUUAUUUCAUCGACCGGGAUGGGGAGAUUUUCCGCUAUGUCCUGAGCUUCCUGCGGACGUCGAAACUGCUGCUCCCAGAUGACUUCAAGCCUCCGGGUCUAUCCAGAGGCUUCUCUCUGCUUCAGGGGGAUGAAGCCACCCCCAGUGCUGGGGCCGGAUGGAAGAGCUCAGGGGGUCUUGGGACAGGUGCACACCAGCUGCUGCCUGGAUGGAGGACUUCAGCCUGCUGUACGAGGAGGCGCGCUACUACCAGCUGCAGCCCAUGGUGCGCGAGCUGGAGCGCUGGCAGCAGGAACAGGAGCAGCGGCGCCGCAGCCGGGCCUGCGACUGCCUGGUGGUGCGCGUCACGCCGGACCUGGGUGAGCGGAUCGCGCUCAGCGGCGAGAAGGCUCUCAUCGAGGAGGUCUUCCCCGAGACCGGGGACGUCAUGUGCAACUCGGUCAACGCCGGCUGGAACCAGGACCCCACGCACGUCAUCCGCUUCCCGCUCAACGGCUACUGCCGGCUCAACUCGGUGCAGGUCCUGGAGAGGCUGUUCCAGAGGGGUUUCAGCAUGGCUGCGUCCUGCGGGGGUGGCGUGGACUCCUCCCAGUUCAGCGAAUACGUGCUUUGCCGGGAGGAGCGGCGGCCGCAGCCCACCCCCACUGCUGUGCGAAUAAAGCAGGAGCCCCUGGACUAGGCCCUGCCUCAGCGCCCACCUGAGGCCUCUGGGCCCUGGGGACACCCCAGGGACCAGGAAACAGUGCUGGAGAGUUCUGCCUAUGCCUGCUUAGCGGUGGCCAUGAGACUGAGGGUGGGGCUGGAGGGUCCAAAGCCUGCCCAGAGAGCCCCAAGGCCCCACGUGUCAUGGCAACAGAAUGUGGGAUGCUGGAGGCACGUCCACUGAAGGACUGUUGAUGUGACCCAAAGAUGCCGAGGUGGGAGAACUCGGCCACCAGUUGUCUGGGCCCCUCGGCUCCCAGUCCGGUCCUCGCGGCGCCACACGUGCCGAGGCAGGGUCAGCAGAGGCCUCCCCAGUGCACUCCGAGGAGCUGUCCAUCCUUCGCCACGCGGCAGACUCCAGUGGGUCUCCUUGCGUCAGAGAUGGCUUAUUUUUCUACAGUAUUUAAGACGGAAGUAACUGUCAGUGCACAAGUCAGAGAGGCCGACAAAGACCAAUGCUUCCUUAUCUGGUGCUCAGCUCAGUCGGACUCACAGCAUGUCUGCAUGGGGGGUGGAAGAGCUGCCGGACACUCGGGCCCAGGUGCCCGCAGAGCAGGGCUUGGAGACUUCUGGUCCCUGCUCUAGGGGCAGAUGCAGGGAUGGCAGUGCCACAGGGGCUGAAACUGGGCUCCCACGGGGUGGGGCUGCUGGGAGGAGGGUGGUACAGGCGUGGGGGAUGGAUAGCUGUGGAACCACUUGAGACCCUACCUUUGCUGCCGCCUGGGGCACAGGCCACACUUGAGAACCACCUGACCAACUAAUGCCCAGGGCCUUCGAUUCCUAUCUGUGCGUGCGCACACCUGGGCUCCCAGAGAAGUCAUCUCCCCAUCAGGACCAGCCAUGGGGCCACACCACAUCCUUACCUCAGGAAUGGGCCCCACGGUGAAGGGGCCCAUCUGUCAGCAGCAUCCUCUGGGUCCCCAGCUCAGGAAGCCGUCCCCCACUCUGAUUUUCCCACACUCAUAUGCACACUGAAUUUUAAUUAGACUGUUGUUACACUAGCUUGCCAGUAAGACCCGGACAGAGUCAUACCUUGGGUUCUUGGCCCCGGAUUCCAACGAGGACUGCCUCUGAGGGGUCCUCACAGACCUGCUGCCUCUCAGACGACACGUCCAAAGAUGGAUACCGCCUGCCUUGUCACAGUUCCCCUCCCCUCCCGAGAUGGCUCUUUUCCCGGGUUGGAGAAACCGCAAAGAACUGCUGGGUGGGCGGGGCGUGCCGGCCAGCACUGCCCCUUGUACGAUGCCUGUAGACUUGUAUAUGACUCCUUUAAUAUUGUAAAGAUGCUGAUGUACAAUUGUCGCGUGUUUGUGUAAACACAUUAUGUUCCUAGUUCAUGCCAUAAAUGAUGCUAUAAAAGCGAAAGACUGAGGCUCCAUCCUGUGCAGAAGCGGCAGCCAGAUUCCAGCAUUCCAUGCUGCGCAGGGAGGUUUGGGGAUGGGAUGCCUCCCUCGGUUCCUUCAGUUCAGAUGGGGAAGAACCAGCAGCGGUAACUGGGGGAGGGGCACGGACAAGGGUCCUGAGCUUGCUGUUGUUUAUCGCAUGUGGGUGUUUCCUCACUGCUGUGCCUGUUCCCCGCUGGGCAGCACAGAUUCUGAAUUCUGAUUCACAGCCCCUAACCAGAUGCAAGCUGGGGAAAGGCAGACCCAAAGUGUCCAGGGGCUUUUGAACCCAGUCUUCAAUGUUUGUGAUUUUUCCCUCCCUCUGGUUUUUUGGUUGAGGUUGACGUCCUCUUCAGAGCCCCGCAGAGCAAUAGGAGAAGGUGGCAGGCAGUCCAUGCGUGGCUCAGGCCAGCCAGGGGACACGCAGCCCUGCGCAUGAGGACGGGUCACCCUAGCUCAGCACAAGACCUCAAUGCGUCUCUUUCCGAGGAGUUUGGAUGUACUUACGCAGGCCUCCAAUUUUAAUGAGACUUUUUGUAUAUUUCCUCAAAGUCCUUAUGUUCUAACUGGCCAGGACCCUUUCCCAUGCCAGUAAGGGCCACCAGCCUCUCCCUGCCUGGGGGACGGGCCACAGCCAUGCGCUGUCUGAGGCCGCAAAGCGGUCGCCAUCCCACACUGUACAAUCGAAUUUGCUGGACAGACUUGCCAGCCUUCUCCUUUGCUCAGCAACAUGCCUACAGUUGGCACAUGGGCAUUUUGGCAUCUGAGGUUCACAUCUGAGAGGAGGAGAAAGUGUUGUGUUUAUUAGAAAGGAAGUCUUGUGGAAACAGCUCAGUGCCGCGUGUGUUUAUGGAUUUUUAUAGUAUGAUAGCCUGCAUGGCUGCCGGUUGGUGGAGAGUCCCUAACAUUUUCAAGCAAACUAUCAUUUUGAUUAAACCAUUGUGCUAAAAAAAAAAAAA